Messenger RNA from Rosa rugosa (rugosa rose), 2593 nucleotides. Its product is annotated as nuclear pore complex protein NUP62. The coding region runs from base 103 to 2334 and encodes 743 amino acids. NCBI's taxonomy places the organism in Eukaryota, Viridiplantae, Streptophyta, Magnoliopsida, Rosales, Rosaceae. The record is from RefSeq and is a predicted model, not a curated record. The transcript has 9 exons. Gene Ontology annotation, biological process: RNA export from nucleus; protein import into nucleus. Gene Ontology annotation, cellular component: nuclear pore; nuclear pore central transport channel. Gene Ontology annotation, molecular function: phospholipid binding; structural constituent of nuclear pore.
AAUGAAAAACAAACAAAAUCCCUUAUAACCCAAAACCCCAAAAUUUGAAAAACCUCAGUCAGACGCAGAGAGACUGAGCGAGGAGAGAGCAGUGAAGGAACAAUGUCGGGUUUCAAUUUCGGAUCCUCCGCGGCCUCCGCUUCUCAAUCCACUUCCCCUUUCGGAUCCUCCACCCCUGCUUUCUCAUUCGCCUCCUCCCCUUCCCUCUUCGGAUCCUCCGCGCCCGCCACCGCCUCCACCGGGUUCGGACUCGGCUCCUCCUCUUUCGGCUCCGCUUCCUCAAACCCCUCCACCUCCUCCUCCCCUUUCAGCUUCUUAUCCAACACCGCCCCCUCCCCCGCUUUCAGUACCCCAAACCCUAGCCCCGCCCCGAACCCGAACCCGAACCCAUUUCCCUCAUUCGGAGUCGGAUCCUCCACCGCCGCAGCAUCUACACCUUCAUUCGGAUUCAAUCCCUCCACCGCCGGUUCAGGCUCCACUCCGUCGCAGCUUAUGUUCGGCUCAACCGCACCCCAAUCCCUGUUUGGCUCAUCCUCAUCGGCGCAGGCUCCGGGUUCUACCCCAUCCUUAUUCGGGUCAACUGCAUCUGCCUCCGCUUCCGGCACUACCAGCUCUCCUCUGUUCGGCUCGGCUUCGGCGUCGGCUUCACCUUUGUUCGGGAGUACUACUACUUCUUCUUUCGCUCCCAGCACAGGCUCGGCUCUGUUUGGCUCAUCCUCUUCAUCGGCGGCGCCGCCCUCUUCCACCACUCCGAACUUGUUUGGCUCUGCUCCGUCGUCCGCGGCUCCAACCACUCCCUCGUUCCCAAGCUUUUCAAGCUCUUCCUCUGCAGCCCCAACCACUCCCUCAUUCCCCAGCUUUUUGGGCUCUUCGUCUGCAGCAUCAACCACUCCCACUCCCGCAUUCCCAUCCUUUUCGAGCUCUUCCGCUGCAGCCUCAACCACUCCUGCUUUCGGAGGCUUUUCGAGCUCUUCUUCUGCAGCUCCGGCCACUUCCUCGUUCGCAAGCUCUUCGGGGUUCUCAUCAUUCCCGAGUUCAGCUCCUGCUAAGCCCACAGCAGCAUCCACACCUACUACUACGGCGCCUUCAUCAAGCAGCGGUUUCAACCUCUCAUUUGGAGCGCCCACAUCCUCGGCUUCUCAACCUUCUUUUGGACUCAGCAAUGCCGCCUCAUCAGCCGCGGCGGCUUCCACCGCAUUGUCAUUUUCAAAGUCUUCAUCGCCAUUGUUUUCAACCGUCACGACCACCACGGCUUCUUCAACUCCGGCUGCAAGUAGUACUACUACACAAGCUCCUUUCUCUUUGUCGGCUUUCAAUGUAACUCCUACUGCUCCUCCUGCUGCGAGCACCACUGCACUGACUUCAACGGCAGUGCCUGCCAGCUCAGCUGCUGCUUCAUCAAGCACUACUACGAGUUCCUUUACAGGUUUCUCCUUAACACCUGCUUCUUCGGUGGCUACUGCUUCUUCUUCUGGCCUUUCAUUGUUUUCCAGUGCCUCAGUGCCCGCCUCGUCAUCACAAGCACAACCAAGCACCACUCUGCCUGCAUUUGGUCUCACUACUUCAGCAACUGCAACUACCACUGCAACUACAAUGACGACUGGUACCAGUACCUCUGCAGCUCCGACAUCAAGUGCACUUGCUGUGGCUUCUACUAGUGGGACAACCUCAAAUGUUAAUGGCAGCACUACAGUAUCUACGACAACACCAAAAUUACCUUCUGAGAUCACUGGGAAGACUGUUGAGGAGAUUAUCAAGGAGUGGAAUGCUGAGCUUCAAGAGCGUACUGGAAAAUUCCGAAAGCAGGCUAAUGCAAUAGCAGACUGGGACAGGAGGAUUUUGCAGAACCGUGAUGUUCUUCUUAGGCUCGAGAUCGAAGUGGCAAAUGUGGUAGAUACCCAAGCUAAGGUGGAGCGGCAACUAGAGUUAAUUGAGACUCAUCAGCAAGAGGUCGAUAAGGCUUUACAAAGCAUGGAACAAGAAGCUGAGCGUAUAUACAAGGAUGAGCGUGGAUCGCUUCUUGAUGAUGAAGCUGCAUCCACAAGAGAUGCAAUGUAUGAGCAGGCUGAGUUUAUAGAGAGGGAGCUAGAGCAGGUGACAGAGCAAAUCAAAUCAAUUAUUGAGACUGUAAAUGCCAACCAGGGAGGAGAAUUGGAAGUAAAUGAUGGGAUGGCUCCACUAGAUGUGGUUGUACGAAUCUUAAACAACCAACUAAGCUCUUUAAUGUGGAUUGAUGAAAAGGCCGAAGAGUUCUCUUCACGAAUUCAGAAGCUUGCCAAUCAAGGUCCUGCUGCAGAUCGUGAAUUGAUGGGUCCAAGAUACUGGAUGUCAUGAUCUUUGGAAUUAAACAACCUUUAUUUUUCUCUCCAAGAUCAGUUUCUAACUGUAUGAAAGAAGUAUAUGCCUAAUAUUCUCUGUAAUACCUCCCUGCAGUUUCACAAUUGUAUGGUUGAACUUAGGCUGGAUGAGAUCAAAUGUUGAAUUUAAAAAGAUUUUUGGGGAUUUUGCAAUAGCCAUCAAUGAGUUUAGCCUUUUGUUUAAUUGACUGAUGUAACAAUCCCAUGGUAUGAGAUGUCAAUCUUUCUUUCUACCC